Messenger RNA from Paecilomyces variotii, 2070 nucleotides. RefSeq lists its product as hypothetical. The coding region runs from base 1 to 2070 and encodes 689 amino acids. The transcript is spliced from 3 exons. NCBI's taxonomy places the organism in Eukaryota, Fungi, Ascomycota, Eurotiomycetes, Eurotiales, Thermoascaceae. Gene Ontology annotation, biological process: mitochondria-nucleus signaling pathway; regulation of nitrogen utilization; negative regulation of transcription by RNA polymerase II. Gene Ontology annotation, cellular component: cytoplasm. The record is from RefSeq and is a predicted model, not a curated record.
AUGGGCCUGGACAACUCAUCAACGAAGGAUCGCAAACGGUCUCAUGACAAGAACAAUGACAGCCUCAAGAGAUGGAUCGGCAUCUGGACGACUUUCGCGCAACAGAUCGACUGUUGUGAGCCCAAGGAAGUUCCAGACGGGAAGUUCUUCCAUAGGAAAGAGAGUUAUCACCCACACUUGACGCGCCGUACGGUUACGCUCGGGGAAGACGGCGGCCCCAACACGAUCACGACUUUACACCUUCCGACGACAACGUCGGUUCUAGACACUACUUCCCACAGACGGAAUUGUGGCUUCGAUAUCAUGCCUUCACGACUAUCUACACCCGUCCUCACGGUGGACGCCGGUAAAAUCCGCAAGGUCGACACGGCCAGUGUACAGAGCCUCCACGGGAUGUGGAUGGUUUUCUCGAAAUGUGCAGACUACAUGGAGGAGGGCAGACGACUGGAGAACCUGAGCUGGCGGCUCUGGACCCGGGAGACUUUCUGUGUCGAGCCGGAAAGCGAGUGCGAUACCUCCGUUCUGCCACUCCUGCGCCAGGAGGCUCCUGAUGUCCCUGAACUCUCCGCAAGUGUCGAGUCUGCAGCAUCCGACCAGGCGGAGAGAAUCGAGUCUCACAUCAAGCGACCCAGGACCCUCGAGCACAAGCCCACGGUUGUGAGCGAUGAUUACAGCAUUCGCACGGGAAAGGAGAAGCACAUCACAUCUAUGGGUCUUGAGAGGAUGGUCCUGAACAUCAAGGAGAAGAAGAAUCUCGAGCCACUCUCACCUAUCAUGACGCCGGUGGAUACUACAUCUGUGGUCGAUGUCACUCCCAGACCUUCUUCGCCCACCCCGUCGCCAACUCCCUCGCCCGCUACCGUUGCUCCCUCGAUGCAGACCGCACAUGCGCCCGCUCGUCCCACUCCCGUCAGACACCCCCUUCAGUCCACGGAAUCGUGCUCGACCACAGCACCCGAGGCUAACGACAGCGAUGCUGCGGUGACUGCCGGUUCCGAUACCAGCAUAUCGUCCGAUGCUAUUCCUACGGCGAGGCCGGGUCUCGCCAAGUCUCCUAGCAUCGUACGCGGAUUCUCCCCUUCCCAGAUCUCUGCAUCGUAUCGAUCGCAGGCGAGGCUUGCAGCGGAACCCAGUCCCGCGAAGACGUCACCAGAACCUACUCUCAAGCCGUCGCCACUGAUGAAGAGGAAGGGAGGGAUGUUCACACUGGGCGGAUCAUCUGGUGACGAUGAGAGCUCCUUUGAAGAGCGUAUGGCGUCGCCGGCUCCUCACCGCAGCUCCCUCGCGGAGGAGCUGCAGAAGCCUGCUUCUACUACUCCAAGCCCGAACAAGAAAGUGGCAUCGUUCAAGGACACGGUCGAGACAAGGCGCAUCAAACCCAUCAAGGAGAUUGGUCCUGAGGAUGAGGAUGCCAUUGAGACGGAAGACGAAAUCUCAGAGAGCGCUAUCGAAGACGACGAGGAUUCAUCUGAUUGGGAAGACUCGGUGACAGAAAGCGGACGAUCGAGCGUUGACGACAAGGAACUUUUCCAGCGCGUCGACUCGCGACCAAACCUUGUGUCCCGCCGUUCCCUCUUGACGAUGAUGAUGCACCAACCCGAAAAGAUGGGAUCCCGAUCGACACCAGCUCUUGCACGCUCCCGUCUCUCCUCGCCCAAUGGUCCGUCCAUCCCCACGUCUCCCCCGGAAGAGGAUGAGGAGAGCCUCACCAUGCGUGGUCCUGACGUUCCUCGAUCGAAACCCAUCAUUGUGAGGCCUACUGCACAGCAGCCAGUGGCUCAUUCCCCUCGCACUACCAGGCGAAAUAUGCUUGCCACUGAGCUUACCGAAUCUCUUCGUCGACACCUCCUUUGGGAGCGUCAGCAGAAGAGUGCUACCGCCAAUGCUGUUUUCAAGCGUCGACACACAGCUCAGGACAUGGCCAACCUGCGGGAGUAUCCAGGCCCAAAGGGGUCCCAAAGAAACCAGAAACCUGGACAGGAUCCCUCCCAAGCAAAGGACAAGGAUACCAGUUCAUGGACCAAUUACAAUGACUACGGACCAUGGGAGUACCACGCCAAAGGAUGGUAG